GAAAACAAACAAAACUAACUGCGCCUGAAGCUCUCUCUGCGUGUGUGAGUGCGUGAGCCACCCAACUAUGGAAUCUUUAGCCGUCUUCAACUCCUCACUCUCACUCUGCUCUCCCUCAGACGACCACUUCAUCCCAAAGCACCCUCGACCCUCCCCUACGACGACGUUUCCCGGCCCCAGAAUCGCCAUGCCCAAGCUCGAGGUCCGCUGCUCCGCCCAAGCCCAAUCCGCAGAGCCCAAGCCCAAGGAGGCCAAGCUCUGGGGCGGCCGCUUCGAAGAGAGCGUCACCGACGCCGUCGAGCGCUUCACCGAAUCCAUCUCCUACGACAAAGCUCUCUACAAGCAGGACAUUUUGGGCAGCAAGGCCCACGCUUCCAUGCUAGCCAAACAGGGAUUGAUUACUAUUCCCGACCGGGAUAGCAUCCACCAAGGGCUGAGCGAGAUCGAGAGGCGAAUCGAGAACGGCGAGUUCGAGUGGAGGACGGACAGAGAAGAUGUGCACAUGAACAUCGAAGCGGCGCUGACCGAUUUGAUCGGCGAACCGGCGAAGAAGCUCCACACAGCUCGGAGCCGAAACGACCAGGUCUUGACCGAUUUUCGGUUGUGGUGCCGAGACGCGAUCGAUGCCAUCGGCGCGAAGAUUAAGCAUCUUCAGGUUUCGCUCGUCAAAUUGGCGAUGGAGAACGAGGGUGUGAUUGUUCCUGGGUACACGCAUUUGCAGAGGGCUCAACCUGUUCUGCUUCAGCAUUUGCUCUUGGCGUUUGUGGAGCAGCUUGAACGUGAUGCUGGUCGUUUACUAGAUUGCAGAGUGAGGCUGAAUUUCUGCCCUUUAGGUGCUUGUGCAUUGGCUGGCACUGGACUUCCAAUUGAUCGGUUUAUGACAUCUGCUGCUUUAGACUUUACUGCUCCUAUGAAGAACAGUAUUGAUGCCGUUUCAGACCGAGAUUUUGUCAUGGAGUUUCUUUCUGCAAAUGCUAUUACGGCCAUUCAUCUCUCCCGGCUUGGUGAAGAAUGGGUAUUGUGGGCUUCAGAGGAGUUUGGAUUUCUCACACCAAGUGACAAGGUUUCAACAGGAAGUAGUAUCAUGCCUCAGAAGAAAAAUCCAGAUCCAAUGGAACUUGUUCGUGGAAAGUCGGCUAGAGUAGUAGGAGACCUGGUUACCCUUCUCACAUUGUGCAAAGGACUUCCCCUUGCUUAUAAUCGUGAUUUGCAGGAAGAUAAAGAACCUGUCUUUGACAGCGUGAAGACAAUAUUGGGGAUGCUUGAAGUGUCUGCAGAGUUUGCGCAGAACGUUACUUUUAAUAGGGAGAGAAUACAAAAGAGUUUACCUGCUGGUCAUCUUGAUGCCACAACACUUGCUGAUUAUCUCGUGAAGAAGGCAAUACCUUUCAGAACUUCUCAUGACAUAGUUGGAAGGGCAGUGGCCGUGUGCGUCUCAAAAAGUUGCCAACUUCAGGACUUGAGUCUCGAUGAGCUCAGAAGUAUUCAUCCAGUGUUUGACAAGGAUGUGUACGAGUUUCUUGGAGUAGAGAAUUCAGUUAAGAAAUUCUCCUCCUACGGUUCCACAGGGUCAUCCUGCGUUGCCAGUCAACUUGGCGACUGGAUUACAAAACUUGAAAUCACCGAAGGGGUUUGACAAAAAUGGUGCUAGCUGAAAAAAAUUUGGAAACCAUCACGUGGUCUUGGGAGUAGGCGGAUUCAGCGAGUACGAAAUCUGUCGAGAAGUGUAUAAUAUUUUUUGUAGUAUGUUAAGAUCCCACCAAGGAUCAGAUUGCUGUUGCAGGAGGACGUGCUUCUGUUACGAUGAAUUCAAUUUUUCCGCCUUUUUGGUGGAGAAAUAAUAAAUUACUAGAAUUCAUUGGUCCCGUGUUUUGGAAACUUUUUCCAUUUGCCUUUAUGAAUAACAAAUUUGUCA
This is a messenger RNA of Prunus avium (sweet cherry), 1915 nucleotides long. Its product is annotated as L-Aspartase-like family protein. Gene Ontology annotation, molecular function: argininosuccinate lyase activity. Lineage: Eukaryota; Viridiplantae; Streptophyta; Magnoliopsida; Rosales; Rosaceae. Gene Ontology annotation, cellular component: cytosol. The record is from RefSeq and is a predicted model, not a curated record.